Thalassophryne amazonica is the source of this 664-nucleotide messenger RNA. It is a transcript of the gene tmem174, whose product is annotated as transmembrane protein 174. The record is from RefSeq and is a predicted model, not a curated record. Bases 53 to 664 code for a protein of 203 amino acids. The transcript has a single exon. NCBI's taxonomy places the organism in Eukaryota, Metazoa, Chordata, Actinopteri, Batrachoidiformes, Batrachoididae.
ACUCCCGGAUGAGCGAGGACGCCGCUGUUUUUGGACUAGCACAGCAGGACCAAUGCCUCUAGGCGAGACCAACAGUGUCGAGAAUCCUGAAGCUUCCAUCAGAGGAACGCCUGAUGACGUGGCUCACACGCUGCCACCCUUCCUACCCAAUCCUCACCAAUUUAGGACAGAUGGCACGCUGGAUGGCAAAAAGACAGGAGCCGCCCUGCUGUUCUCUGGACUGUUCCUGUCCCUGGCGGGUGUCACCUUCACCGCCAUGGGCUGGCAGCACUUCCAGCACAGUCCCAACUUUGAGUGGACCCUGUUGUUGGGUCCUAUCCUCAUUUCUGUUGGAGGCAUUUUUGUGCUGAGCAGUGUUUGCAAGUUUGGUAUUUUCUCCUGCAGCUUCUGUAGACAGUGGGAGGAAGAAGUAGUUGUAAUUCCCGUGAUGGAGCAAACCUCAGCGGGACAUUCUUUUACGGUUAGUAGCAUCAGUCAGCCGAUCAUCCCAACCACAGCCGUGCUGCUUAUGCCGCCGCCGUAUAACUUUGUAGUCCAGGAAGUGGGCUCGGCCAGUGAGCCUCAGUCUGGCCUUCCGCCGCAGUACGACACCGUGUGCUAUGUGGAAAACACUGCUUCCACAGCAGAAGUCAGUUCGGAACCGGAACGCACAAGCCACAGGUAG